Colletes gigas is the source of this 4618-nucleotide messenger RNA. RefSeq lists its product as uncharacterized. The record is from RefSeq and is a predicted model, not a curated record. The transcript has 7 exons. The coding region runs from base 68 to 4546 and encodes 1492 amino acids. NCBI's taxonomy places the organism in Eukaryota, Metazoa, Arthropoda, Insecta, Hymenoptera, Colletidae.
UUAUAACCUUCAUGAAGGGUGUAAUCUAUACACAAUCCGUUAAAAAAUUCAUCAUUCAACCCGAAAAAUGACUAAUAUAGAAGCAAAGAUAAAGAUAUGGAUUGAAUUAAUUAAAGCGGAGAAACUGGACGCAGUAACAAAAGAUAUUCAGACAAAUAUCUCUCCAAUCUUAAAAGAAAACAUAAACAAACAUAUUUUUAAACUGUUGUUAUAUUUAUCGCAUACCGCGGACAAAUGUGAUAAACAAAAUUAUAUCAUGGGAAAUGAGAUUCACAAACUGACAUGUUUAUUGUGUUCAAUUCUGUCAGAGAUACCAGAUAGUCAUAAAUUUGUAUCUAGUUUGUUUCACAUAAUUCGUUGUUUAUUAGCAUUAUGUAUGUAUAAGGAAGCAUCCGAAGUGUGUUCUCAUUUAGAGACUGAAGCAUUGUGUCAUUCUCAGGAUGAUGUAAGCGAUAUACUAGUCAAAAUAGCUUAUCUAUGGUAUAUUGCAGUGAAUAAUGCAUUUCUUAUUUUACAAAAUGAUUCAUCAAAUCGUAAACAUUAUUACAAAUUGAAAGAUGUUAUAAGGCAAGAAUUGGAAAUAAUACAAGUAACGCAUAAAAAUUACACAAAACACUUGCUUAUGAAGAUAAGUUCAUAUCUGGAAAAAAUUGCAUCGAUAAACGAAGAACCAAAUACCUACUUCACAGAUUUUUGUACGUUUGUAAUUGAUUAUUUAAAUCGGAUAAAUAUUUUCUUAAACAGAGAUGAAAAGUAUAAUAUAUUUCGUUAUAUGCUUCACAUAUUAAGCAGAAUUACGUGCGAAAACAUUAACAAAAAGUGCCUAGAGUCCGAGUUGUAUGAAUUAGCGAUUAAAGGUCUGAAUACAUUGACUAAUUAUUUUAAAACAGUUCUAAGAGAAGAUACGGAAUGUUACCAAUGUAUCCAACAGUUUCAAUCUUUGUACCUUGCUCUUCUGAAACCAGUUGAACGUUUAGUAGAAACUAAUGCCAAGAGCAUUCAAGAUCUAUGCGAUAAUUAUGGAAUAAUUGCAAAACAAUAUGGAUAUAAGGGAUCUAUUAAAUGGAUGACAUUUAGUAUCAUUCAAGUUUUAGAAUCAUUAUUUAUAUAUUGGAGCACAUGUAUAACAAUAGGAAAGAAAACAUUCCUCGAAAAUGGCAUGUUAUUAAAAACGAUGAAUUUAAUCACCUGUGUAACUACAUGUUUUCUCAAAGAAGAAUCGUAUAAAUGUAAAAUUUGCCUGGAUAAUAAUUGUACAUUGAGACGAGACAUGUACAAUGUAGUGGUAAUAAAAACCAAAUGCAUCAAUGUAAUUAACAAGCUUUCUGAAAAGGAUUUGUCCAAAGACAUUUGUAGACUCGCUCGAAAAUUUUUAGAACAGAAUGUAGCACAUAUAUUUGAAAUGAAACAAUGCAAAUGUAAGUCCUGGACAUUUUUAUGGUCCACUUGUGGCUCUUUAAUUUAUAAUUUGGGCAUAAUGUCCGAAUGCAUUUACAAAGAAAGCGUCUCUUUGAUCUGUCUACUAUUCACUUCAAUCAUAAAAUUAGAAGGUGUUCAACCGAGGUCUGAGCACAUCAAGCUCGAGAACCCUACAUCCGUUGCGUUACACAGAUUGUGCUUACUCCAUUAUAAUCACGACAUGUACAGAGAAGCUAUGACCGCGUCUGCGUUAAACGGUCUGCUAAGCUACAACAAUUCGAAUACAAAAGCAUUUUCUAUGUGGGCAAAAAUUAAACAUAAAUCUAUAACAUCGGAGGAAAUAAUAGAAAUAACCAUGUUGGCUUGUUUGAAGGCGGACAGAGAGAAGAUAGAGGAGCUAGGACUGUCCAUUGAACUGUCGCAAUAUGAUCUUGUUGAAAUAUGUUUAAGGGAAGUAAAAGGCUUGCAGGAAGCAAAAGUAAAUCUCUCGGUAGCCAUUCGGAAAGUUCUCGAUGAUAUGACGACGUUAAAAGUAACUCCGAUGCAAUAUGCUCGCGGGGUACAAAUGUUAGUAUAUCAUUUGUUAAAUUUCGAUUACGACAAGGACAGUUUAGAUUGCCUUCGGCGUGCCAUAUCCGACUUGAAAAAACUAAGAACAAGUAGCUCCGUUUUGUGUUUACAAGCGAAUUUAGAAUUUUAUGUUUUUGUAACUCAAUUGUAUAUUAUGAAUAAGAAGACUGAAACGGAAAUGGAAAAUACAAAGUUCGCACUGUGCGCGCCAAAAUUAUCGGAAAUUGGAGAAAAUGAAUCUCGCUCUAUAGUACCUGCCUAUACCAUGAUAAAUAUUAAAGAAGAUUCUAGGCUCCAGACGUAUUUGCAAGCACCAUUAAAUAAAUGGAAUAAAUGCUUAAAACAAAACAUUGAAGAAAUUGCUAAAAGCUGUGAACCGUCGAUAACACUUCACACCUUGAUAAUAGCCGGCGAAUAUGCUCAUUUGUAUCGUUAUCAGGAAUGUGAAGUUAAUAUAUGGACACUUGCGUAUAAAUUAGCACUAGACUUGCAAGAUAAUCGCGCUAUCAUUUAUAUUACUGGUCGUAGUAUCUCAUUGAGACAUAUCAAUUAUAAAUGGAUUACUAUUGCCAAGAAGCUUGCUGUCGAACUCAAAGAUACAAACGACGAAGACGUACAAUAUGCAAUUGCUAUCUUUUGGAUAAGUUUAUCAGAUUUUUAUUUCGAAAGUAGUAUUUACGACGAAGCUAAAAGUUUACUCGAUGAAUCCAGAAAGCUAUCAGGAAUCUCUUUCCUCUCCAAUACAGCUGUAUAUCUAUACAGCUUAGAUAGGAUUUUGUACAAUUGUUACUUGUACAAAGAGGAUGUAACGCACGAAGAAUACACUCGUUACAUUGUUGAAACUUUAUACUCUAUGGUCUCUUUAAACGAGGACUUAUCAGCAAAAAAAUGGAAACCCCACGACAAACGUCUUUUUUGCUACGACAUACUAAUAUCCGCAACCGUAAAUUUAUCUUUACGAAUGAAUAGUUUAUUGUCCUUUCAAGAAAUUGUCGCCCACUUGGUGCACCGGCUAAAAACAUCACAAGCAUUAGGAGCAACCAUAAGAGUUGCAGAAAUAUUAAAGUCGCUCUGUUAUAUCGAUUUGUUGCGUUCACAAUUAAACGAUUGCGAAGUGAAACUGCAAGGAUUGGAGCAUAUUUUAAAUAUCGAAACGUUCAAAGCAUCCAUGAAGAGUAAUUUAACGAAAUCUGUUUCGAGAAACAUUUUGUUAACGCCGAUUCGAGCCGUGGACCCGAUUAGAGACGUUCCGCAAAACGAUACUUCGCCAGUUCUCAGAGACAAAGUUUUCGAUCUUCCGGAAUUCUUCGGUCAUACGGAUUGUAAUUGUUACGCAUGCCAGAAUGUGUCGUAUCAUUAUUUAAUAUUCGCGAGCACGCAUAUCAGAGCCCAACUAUAUGCGUUGCAACAAAAUUUUUCGAUAUCGUUGCAGCAUUUCCACGGUGCAUUUAAAAUAAAAGACGUAAUGAAGGCAUUCACAUUGAAAGAUAAGAAUAAAUAUCUCUCUUGGCAAGAACGUUUUUAUAGUACAGAUUACGUGCUCUUGUUGAUUAACUUCUCGUACUUCCUUAGGAGCUAUUCGAACAGAACACAAGACGAAGUAGUAAAUGUCGCUCGCUUGGCAAAUCGAGUAUGCAACGCGUACAAAUUAAUUGGACACCCAAUUUACAUGUCAGUUAACGAAUUAAUUCUCGACGAACAUUUUCAAAGGAUAUUUGAUAGUACCGAGUACUCAAUGUUCACAGUUCCUGAUACAUCUGACAUUAAUAUAUCCAAGUAUGUGCAAGUAUCGAAAGUUGAAGAAAGCACAUGCAUCACGCCGAUUGUUAAUAAUACUCGAUCGAAGAAACCCAUCAGUCUCCGACGAAUCCGAACUCCACCGCUUUUGAAGCUAACGAAAGUCAGUAUAAACUUCAGCGACGAUGAAGAUAAUUCUUCGCCGCCUUCUAGACACAGAAGAACGAGAUUGCGUGGUAAAUUAACAAGAAGAAAACUCCUGGACGACAAGUAUUCGGACGAUACUGAUAAAACGGAAGUAGAAACCAAAGAAUCGGAAAAAAGGUCGUCUUCGGAGGAGCUUAUAGAAAUAAAGAAAGAUGUUAACAACGUUUCUAUGAAAGAUAUUUUAAAUAAAAUUGUAUCGCUAGUGCCCGAUGUCUCCGAAUAUGUAUACAAAGCAGUAGACAACGUAGACGAGCCGGCUACAAGCGAAAACGUGCAAAACUUAAUCGAGAGGAUAGAAGAUCUUAAAAUAAACGGAACCUCGCACAAAGAUGUCAGAAAAACGCGACAUAAAAAGCAACUAACUACGAGCGACUGUACCAAGAUUAAUCAAGUGAUUGCACUGUUUAAAGACUUGGAUGUCAACGAACAACAAGAAAACGAGAAAAACAGUGUAGAAAGAUCGGGAGAAAGUUCGUGUAUCGGGCAAUAUAAUAAAACAGAUAAUUUGAAAAAACCGAGUGCGAGCGAAAGCACAAGACGAAGUACAAGACUAUCUACAAAAAACAGUGUUACAAGUAAGAAGACGCACAAUACAAAAAUAAGGAAACCAUAAUACAACACUGCCAACAUUUGUACAUUUAUAUGAAUAAUUAAAGAAAAAUUAUAAUAUUAUAUAUUUUGUAAA